Messenger RNA from Hypomesus transpacificus, 1508 nucleotides. RefSeq names its product solute carrier family 25 member 3a (gene slc25a3a). Gene Ontology annotation, biological process: mitochondrial phosphate ion transmembrane transport. Gene Ontology annotation, cellular component: mitochondrial inner membrane. The transcript is spliced from 8 exons. The coding region runs from base 125 to 1201 and encodes 358 amino acids. The record is from RefSeq and is a predicted model, not a curated record. NCBI's taxonomy places the organism in Eukaryota, Metazoa, Chordata, Actinopteri, Osmeriformes, Osmeridae. Gene Ontology annotation, molecular function: phosphate transmembrane transporter activity.
CUCAGUGACGUCAUGAAAGGACAAAUUGAUUUACCGCGAGGUCAUUCAGUCUCUGUGAGCCGGCGGUUGCAGUAAAGCGGAGGCGCCAUUUUAAGACAUUAAGAGACCCGCUAGUCAGGACAUCAUGUACCCGACUGUCCUAACGCAGCUUGCCCGGGCUAACCCAUUCAGUGCCCCGCUAUUCUCCCUGCAAAAAGUAGAGGAACCUAAACAGAGCCUGCCCGCAAAUGGACAGAACCGAAGGCUCGCCGCCGCAGCAGUGGCUGACUCUGAUGUGAGCUGUGAGUUUGGCUCAAGCCAGUACUAUGCCCUGUGUGGGUUUGGGGGGAUCCUGAGCUGCGGUUUAACACACACAGCUGUCGUACCCCUCGACCUUGUCAAGUGCCGGCUCCAGGUCGACCCAGACAAGUACCGGAGUAUUGGGAACGGCUUUGCCGUCACGCUGAAAGAGGAUGGUGUCAGAGGCUUGGCCAAGGGCUGGGCCCCCACCUUUAUCGGCUACUCCAUGCAGGGACUCUGCAAGUUUGGCUUCUACGAGAUGUUCAAGAUCUUCUACAGUGACCUGCUGGGAGAGGAAAACACCUAUCUGUGGAGGACGUCUCUGUACCUGGCGGCCUCCGCCAGCGCUGAGUUCUUCGCUGACAUAGCCCUGGCUCCCAUGGAGGCAUGCAAAGUGCGCAUCCAGACCAAGCCCGGCUACGCCAACAACCUCAGACAGUGCGCUCCCAAGAUGUUCGCAGAGGAGGGUGUCUGGGCGUUCUACAAGGGGGUGGUUCCCCUCUGGAUGAGGCAGAUCCCCUACACCAUGAUGAAGUUCUCCUGCUUUGAGCGCACCGUGGAGCUGCUGUACAAGCACGCCGUGCCCAAGCCCCGUAGCGAGUGCACCAAGGGAGAGCAGCUGAUCGUCACAUUCAUAGCUGGUUAUAUUGCUGGUGUGUUCUGUGCCAUCGUGUCCCACCCUGCUGACUCAGUGGUGUCUGUCCUGAACAAGGAGAGUGGCAGCACUGCUAUGGGGGUGCUUAAGAAGCUUGGCCCCAAAGGAGUGUGGAAGGGUCUGGUGGCCCGUAUCAUCAUGAUCGGCACCCUGACCGCCUUGCAGUGGUUCAUCUACGACUCCGUCAAGGUCUACUUCCGCCUGCCCCGCCCUCCUCCCCCCGAGAUGCCCGAGUCCCUGAAGAAGAAGCUGGGCCUCACAGAGUAGAGACCUCCGCUCUCUCUGGAACACCCCUCCACCAGGCAGCAGUCUCUUGUGAUCUCACGUCAGCUCCCCCGCCCUGGCAGCACACUGCUCUGUUUUCUAUAUUUAUGUUCCCACUGCUCCCGUAGGCCUGUCUGGGCCCAGAGCUACUACUCAUGUAUAUUUAAGAAAAAGAAGAAGCAAGGGAGUGUGAUUGUCCCCAGAACCCAGAAAGGGACAGGAUGAAAUAAUGUAGAAACAUGGUCUGGUUUUAUUAAAUUCUGUCUUUAGUUAUGUGGAAAUUCAAAAUAUUAAAGAUUUCUUCCCUGGA